CCUUGCCUCUCUCUCCUGCUUCCACUACCCAGCGAAAAGAUGCCUCCCAACUCCUCCAGCCUCUUGGUGCAUAUCCAGCCACCAGAAUGGAAGGUAAUGCCCUUCACUGCCAACUUUGGUGACAGAGUGAACAAGAUCAAUGAACAUGUCCAAUCUCAGACCAAAGUUCCUGUGUGCAACCAGGUCCUUCUGUUUGACUCAAAGACCCUAGAGCCCCAGAAAACACUAUCAUCGUAUGGUAUUGACAAGGAGACAACUAUUUACCUCACUCUGCAAGUAGUGAAGCCCAAUGAUGAGGAGCUGGACUUGACUGUGAUGGAGCCUGGUGAGGGGGGGCUGAAGCACCACAUCCAGGUGUCAAGGUCCAACUCCGGGGCUCAGGUGAAAGGGAAGAUUGAGAGUAACACUGCUGUAAACCUCAACGAAAAGUUUGUGAUCUACAAGGGGAAGAGAAUAGAAGAUGGGAAGACCAUGGGAGAGCAUGGCAUCAAAGGGGGCGAUACUCUCUACGUAAUCCCCAAAUAUAAAGGGGGUUGACCACCCUCGGGAAGCAGUGAUA
Molecule: messenger RNA, 559 nt
Organism: Condylura cristata (star-nosed mole)
Lineage: Eukaryota; Metazoa; Chordata; Mammalia; Eulipotyphla; Talpidae
Product: ubiquitin D-like
Exons: 2
Coding region: 40-537 (165 amino acids)
Biological process (GO): protein ubiquitination; ubiquitin-dependent protein catabolic process; response to type II interferon
Cellular component (GO): nucleus
Molecular function (GO): protein binding; proteasome binding
Source: RefSeq, a predicted model, not a curated record